UAAAUACCUUCAUCAACUUCAUGCUGUUUUCAUCAAGUCAAACUUCAUAUCAUUUCCUUCAUCCUUCAUCUACCUAUUAAAAAACUACCACAAAAUUUCUAGACACAAGAAAUGGAAGCUUUGAGGAGAUUGGCUUCGGAAAAGCCGGUGGUGAUCUUCAGCAAGAGUAAUUGCUGUAUUUCCCAUUCCAUUUUGAUGCUAAUUUCUAGUUUCGGCGCGAAUCCGAUGGUUUGUAAUCUUGAUGAGCAUCCACAAGGGAGGCAAGUUGAGAAUGCAUUGCUUGCAUUAGGAUGUAAUCCGACAGUACCCGCAAUCUUCAUCGGGAAACUGUUUGUUGGGGGCGCCAAUGAGGUUAUGAGCCUUAAUGUUCAAGGGAAGUUGAAGCCAUUACUCAUCAAUGCUAAUGCUAUCUGGAUGUGAUCAUCACACAUCUCAGAAUUGUUGCAAAAUGAUCAAAACACCUUUAAUAGGUUUUUCUUCUUCUAUUUCUGUCCUCUAGCUAUAAAGUGAUCCCACUUUGAGUUGGUAAUGAGGAUACUAAUUGAAUGGUUUCAAUACCUUUUUGUGAACUACUAUAUUCAACGGAGCUUUGUUUGUCAUAAUUUUCAAUGAAGGAGAAUUGCUUAUCAGUUGUAUUAAGAUGUGUUAAAAGACAACAAAUAUAUAUCUGGUGAGAGUCUAGGGGAG
This is a messenger RNA of Oldenlandia corymbosa var. corymbosa, 687 nucleotides long. The record is from the annotation of a GenBank genome assembly. Lineage: Eukaryota; Viridiplantae; Streptophyta; Magnoliopsida; Gentianales; Rubiaceae.